Aedes albopictus (Asian tiger mosquito) is the source of this 8374-nucleotide messenger RNA. Its product is annotated as zinc finger protein Xfin. The record is from RefSeq and is a predicted model, not a curated record. Gene Ontology annotation, molecular function: zinc ion binding; chromatin insulator sequence binding. Gene Ontology annotation, cellular component: chromosome; nucleus. Bases 3529 to 8289 code for a protein of 1586 amino acids. Gene Ontology annotation, biological process: regulation of transcription by RNA polymerase II. NCBI's taxonomy places the organism in Eukaryota, Metazoa, Arthropoda, Insecta, Diptera, Culicidae. The transcript is spliced from 18 exons.
UCUAACCAAAAAUAGCGGGGUUCUAUGGAUCCGGGUAAACGUGUUAGGAUCAUAUAGGUUUGCUGGAGGAAGAACCAAUUACCUGCUGUCUUUCUACGGUUCACUUGCUUUUCCGUCUAUAUCUUUAACUCUUUCAAUGCGGGCACAACCUUCCGCACGAUUGUUCACUACAACCUCUUAAGUUGGCGGUUCGUUUGGCAGUCUUUCAAGAAUCAUGGAGUACAAAUGGGUCACUGUUCUUUAUACUCGGCCAGCGACCUAGAUCAGUCGUGUCCCUCUCUCAUCAUCGUGUCCGUUAGCCCGUCCAUCUUUGUUUCUUCGUCCAUUCCUUCCAGGCUACCAACAGGAUUUGCUUGUUCCUCUGGUGGUGGGUUUUGGUGGCGUAGUAUGGUAGACUGUUCAACUACGGUCAGGCAGACAUCUAGCUAACGGAGAAAACUACACAACAUAUACGAACACUUCCUACACUUUUUAUACAAUACACGGUUCCAAUUCAUACAAAAUCUCAAAAACACUCCACACUGAACUGCGAACACUUACACUUUAACGGUACAAUAACGUCGCCGGCCACGUCCUUGCAGUCAGGUUGGAAGAGGGAAGGAAUGUUAAUAGCAACCUUUGUUAUGUGAAAGUCCCGGGCCCCCACAAAAACCUUUUUUGGUUGCUAACAUUAGCUUUAUUUUUCAUAUUCCUCAAGUACACUCAUUGCACAAUUAUGGGUCACUCAAGGAACAAUCAUUUCAUACUAUGAAUAAUUUUUCAUACAAAAAUAACACUUUCAUGAUUUUUAUUUUAUAUUCUCUUCAUUGAAACUCCUUUUCAUUGUUUUAUAUAAAAACCUUCUUGUAAAAUUCACUUUAGGCGGUGAAAAUUACCAAAAUGCUGGUGAAUAAUAAAAACCACAAAUGGGUCAAAAUUGGCUGUGUAACAAUUAUGGGUCAAUUUGUUGCCUAUUAUGGGUCACUCAAGAGGAAUCGGCUCAACAAUAAUGUUUUGUCUAUUUUUUUCAAUGAAUGAUCACUUAUUCUAGAUAGAUCAACUAUAGUAGAAUCUAAAACUGGUCUCAAACCUUUUAACGAAGUGUGUUUUCACGAUUUGGAAUCAAUUUUUCAAAAUUGGAACAAAUUUUCCCACACAACCACCGAUAAACGCCUAAAAGUAUGCAAUGCCCAUGUACGCAGAACUCUAUGCUGCACAAAAAGUGACCUAUAAUUGUGUGAUUUUCGGUGUUCCUUGGCACAAUAAUGAGUCACAUAAAUUUUGCCUGAAAUAAGCGUAAAUUAGCUGUAGUCACAUGAAUUUCUACAUUUAGAACGUAAAUUAUACGUUUGUUCUGGUGACGAUACCAUUUCGCACUUGAUAAUCACUAAAGCUCGCUUUUACAGAGCUCACGAAAGCAGCGCACGCACUUUCCGAUAUUCACAAUCGAAGCGUUACUUUGACAGAUGGUUUUGCGCUGAACAAAAAAAAAAUAUUUAAAAUAUGUAUGUUUUGACGUAUAAGCCCGUGUUCCAUACGUAUAGCGGCACAAAACAAAUCAACUUAUGAACGAAAAAUGAUAAUGGCUAACAAAAGCUUGCAAUUAAUUAGUAUUUAUCUAUUAAAGUGGCAAGUGACUAAUAAUUAUGUGUGACCCAUAAUUGUGCAAUGACUGUACAGCCCCCACUCGCAUAACAGUCCCAUUUGCAAAAAGUAGGAAUUGAGAAAACGGCAUUUGAAGUUUGAAAACUUGUUUCCAUAUAAAAUUUUGAAAAUUCGCCAAAAUUUUAAAAAUAUUUCCAUCAUCUCGAAACUUUCACAGAUUGCUUUGCACAUGAAUAUAUAACUGUAAAAAAUGUUACAAUCACUACAAAGUUGUUCAGUUUUGUGUUACGUAACACAAAAAUCCAUGAUGGGACUGUUAUGCGGGUACUUUUGAUAUGGGACGCUCAUAACUUGGUAUUUUUUUCACACAUUGACAUAAAAAUUCGUAAUUUUUAUUGGUGUUUUUGGAAGUACAUAAACAAUGAUGACUAUUCAUAACGUUAACUCAAAAGUGAUGAAAAGUCAAAUGGGACUGUUAUGCGAGUGGGGGCAGUGUACUCUUCAAAAAUAAGGAAAAACAUUUUUGGUCAUCUCUCCGAGGGGCCUCCACAUUCGCUUGGGCCCCGGGCCCCCACAAUCCUUAAUGUGGGCCUGAUUAAGCGUGACAAACAUUUUGUAUACUUGAGCUAAAAAAUGUUUUUAAAAUUGCGUUUCAAUUCUCGUUGAAAAUUAUAUUAUGCCUCUCAAGAAAAAUCAGAAUAUGGCUAUUAUCUGCCUCUGGCUUAUGCUAUAAGCGCGACAGUUACUAAUCAUAACAGCCUCACCAGAUUUCAUAAACUAUUUUAUUUCAUUAUAUGGGGUUUGACAGCAAGCACACUCAUUUCACUGAGCCACUCCCCAACUAACAUUUUUGCUGUAUAAGAGUGUAAAAACCACUCUUAAGCAAACUCCAGCUAAAGAAACUGUUGUUCAGCUACUUAUGUUCCUGGGGAUCUUGCCACAAUUACAUUCAAAAACAUCUGUCACUUCGCGAAACCCACGGGCUUUUGUUUUAGGCGGGAACAUAAUUUCUUUUGUUUUGCCUUGCGAGUGUCACUGCGGUUGUAUGCCUUGCGGGCGUACGACCGCCGCCGUACUCUAAUAAAAGACAAGCGCGACAGGAACUAGAUUUUAAGUGUUAUCUCUGAAAUUGCAAGAUUGUUAAUAAAAUUAUUUUCAAAGGGGAAGAACUGUAUCAUCUAUGUCUUUAGAGUGCGAGCGAAAAGCUCGACUGAUUCCGUUUAACGGAAACGAGAUGUUUUUGGCUGUGUAUGAGGUGGCUGUGAUAAAAAGGCGAAUAAAGCAAAGACGAGUCAGUUCUAGUUGAAAUCUUAUAGCGUACAGUGGUGUUCUAUUUCAAUCUGAGAAGCGUGCUUAAAACUGAAUAGAAGCCAAGUCCAAGUGCAAUAGGUUUUUAAAAAAACCCUUCAUGACGAAGAGAACAAAACUGCCGAAAAUACGUAAUUUCCCCUAUAUCUAUAAUUAUAGUUUGCCACGAUGGAACCUCUACUGUAGGAAUAUCUCAUGAAAGUGAAGCAAGUGAAGAGCUUCAACGUGAAUCAUAUAUUCGAAAUAAAUUAUCUCUCACUCACUGUUUCGGCUCUCGACCCUCUCGACGGCGUUCAUACUCGGGCUGAUUCUGAUGGUGAGCCGACAUAAAUGCGGUUCAUAUGAAAGUUCAUUCGCACAUAUAUAAAAACGUAAACGCGUACCUAUACAAACAAAAAAUGUUUGUUUGUUGUUCUUCAGACGGCCGGCUAAGACCGAUCACGGUCCAUCUCACCAACAGCCAAAUCAUAGCGUAACCACGAUCAACAUUGAGGGUCGAGAAUAAUUGAGCUUUGGCUAUGAUAAAAUUGGAUUGUUGAAAUCGAAAGUGAUCAUUUACCUAGACCAGAUCGAGAAAACAAGCUAGCUUAUCACAGUUUUCUACUGUCCUUAAGUUAAAUAAUUCAAGAAUAAACUAUGGCCUCUAUUUCAAUAAAAACGGAAAUAAAAUUGGAAUCGGAAGGCUUGCUUCUUGAUUUCGCCCAGGACAACAUAAAGGAUUGUACAGAGAUCGAUCAUCGAAGAAUUGAAGAUGAGCCACUUGUUGGUGGAGGCGAUCUGAUCGACAUAGGUGAAGUAAAAGUGGAAUUUCGUCUAGAGGAAACAGGCCAAUCAGAUAAAUCGUCUGCCACUUUGAAACAGACUUUGGAUGAUCAGUACUCAUGUUCAGAAUGCAAUCAGUCGUUUAGUAGGAAAAUCCAACUUCAAAACCACGUUAAAACUCAUAGUUUAAAAGAUCAGCAGUCAAGCAACACGGACGAUGAACAUGGAACAGAUUACAGCUCAGCUACUUCUGCCGCCACCAGUAAGCAAUCGAUUCCAGCUAACAAAGCAACUGAUGAUAGCGUUCAACUACCGCAGUGCGAUGUGUGUCACAAAACGUUUUCGGAAAAGAGGAAACUAUGGAACCACAAGCGGUUUCAUCAACCAAAAAACCAUGUGUGCCAGGUGUGCAAAACAUCGUUUUCAGACAAAUGGUCACUGAAAAUACAUGAAAAUAAGCACAAUCAAUCGAGUCAAAUCAAGAAGGCUAAACCGAAAGAUAAAAUAAGAGAAAGAAAUAAAAGAAGCAAAUUGAGAUCCCAGGCUGGAGGACCUUUCAAGUGUGAUUUAUGUCCAAUGAUAUUUCUUUACGACCACUCGGUACCGGCACACAUGCGAAAAGUACACGAACCGAAAAAAUAUGCGUGCGAAUGCGGUGAUAAAUACGCAACUCGCUCUUAUUUGUUAAAACAUAUUCAGAGGCGUAAUAAAGGCGUAACAACAGAGACUGAACACAAAGAAUCGCCUACAAAUGAAAGUCAACCGUCAUCCUUCCCGUGCUCUAAUUGUGAUAAGGUGUAUUCAUCAGCGAUAGGCCUGUGGAACCACUGCAGAUAUGUCCACAAGAAGCAACAUGUGUGUUCUAUGUGCAGUAUAUCGUGUGAAUCUGAGGAAAAUUUGGCGCGACACAUUAAGCUUAAACAUAAUCUUGAAAGCAAAGAUUCAAUCCCAGGCCAAGAGUGCGAUUUUUGUAAAGAAUCUCUUCCAAAUGCAAUGGAACUGAGGCGUCACAAGGAGACACUUAAACACUACUGUUGCAAACCAUGCAAUAAAACAUAUGGAAAAUCUUGGUUUUUGCGAGCCCACAUAAAGCGAGCGCACAGACACGACGGUGAGUCAUUCGAGUGUAAAACGUGCAAUAAAGUGUUUUCAACCUACGUGCAAAGGUUCGCCCACAUGAAAUCUCAUAAUCUGAAAGAGCAUGCAUGCGCUAGCUGCAACAAAGUGUAUUUAAAUCAUGCGUGGCUGACGAAACAUUGGGAAUCCCCUUACAAUAAGUGCCGUCAACCAGAAAAUAUGAAUUCUGAAGAUUCACCACUCACUCGUGUUCCGGAGAAUGAUUCCAAUGAAGGAAUUGCUGCAAGUUUGGUUGAGAAUAAACUUGGAGAAGGCAAGCACACCGACCAAAAGGCUCAAACCGUUAAAUCUCAGAAAAAUAGAAGCAAUUUAUCUAGAAAGGAAGUUCAUAAUCGAAACCGGUUGGGCAAACAUUUAACAACUAAGUCGAUUAAGAAGCAGACAAUGUUAAAAGACCACCGCAAAGCAGCUGAUCUGCCGAGUCGAAAGACUUCUAAUGGACUUUCAUGUUCAAAAUGCAGCCGAACAUUUAACCGGCAAUGCCAGUUGGAGAUGCACUUGAGAUCACAUGUUACCGAAACUACAGAACGGAACGAGAACGGUGAUGAACGUGCUCCAGAAGAAGCUGGUUCGGACUUCAGUGCAGAUAGCUCUGAUGACGAUCCAUCAUUUCUUCAACAUUUGGACAAACACAUGAAAAAUCAUACCAACAUGAUUCAUGAUAAUAAGAAAAAGCUUCUUUCGGAGGGCAAUGCAGCACUCAUUGAACCAAAGGAGAUAAAAAUCGAACCUAUUGAGGAAAGCGAUAUAGAACCUGAAACGCAAAGACCAAGCUCUACAAGUACACCAGAAACCCUUACUCAACGCGGCAGUCGUCAGAAUAGCAGUGCGAUUCGUAGUCGUGAGGGAGAACACCAUGAUGGAUUGUUUAUCGGGGAGAUAGAAUGUGAACCAGCAAUGAUCGACAUAGACGACGUGAAAGUUGAGUCCAAUACAGGGGGUGAUGUUGAAUUCCAUAUUGAUGUGGAUGUACUACCAGAUAAAACUUCGAGUGAAAUCUGCGCCAACGCAAGCAAUGUACAAUCUGGACGGGCACUUUGGAGCCACUACAGGACCGUCCAUGGGCCAAAGAACCAUAUGUGCCGUAUUUGCGAAAUUGGGUUCCCUUUUCUGAAAGAGUUGAAGAAGCAUGAGGUAACCAACAAGCAUGUUAUGAAACUGAAGGAAAUCGAGGAAAAUCAGUCGUCAAAAGUCCAAAAAGAAUCCGAAGAUAUUUCAGAUGUCUGCGAAAACCAACAAAUGACAGAAAACAAUAACAAAAAUCCAAGUUCGAAGCCAAAUCGGAAGCUUAAACGAAAACGGCAAGCUAAAGAAUACAUGAAUAACUAUAGCGAAGUAGAAGAAGAACAACCAAUCCACCGAAAGCAUAAGGAAUACCUGACUGAGGAAGCUGAUGCUGAUUACAGGCCGCAUAUCUCUACCACCGAUCAGUCACUUCAAAGUAUUCUCAGUGGUGAUGGUGAACAACUGCAUUGUGAUAUCUGCCAUGAGGUGUUCCCAAACGAUAAGAAACUGAUGCUUCACAAGAAAUAUCAUGGUUCGAAACGGCACGAGUGUUCCAUCUGCGGGAAGACAUUCCUGAAUCGGUUUGUACUGCAAGAGCACAUAUCGUCGCAUGGUUCCAGAAAACCCAAACCCAAAUCAGCAAAAGCGGUGGUGGUACCACAGCGAAAUGUUCCUGGUAAACCGUACAAGUGCCACAUCUGCCAAAAGAAACUAUUUCAGCAACAUUUAGCUACAAAAAGUAUUAAAAAAACAUCCAUAAUGGAUACUGUGGUAAUAAAAAAAGAACCAGAAGUUGCGAAGAAUACGUAUCAAAUUUGUCGACUCUGCUUGAGUGAGGACUCCCUGGAUGAUGUGUUCAAGGAAGAAGAACUACAUCAAUGGAUAGCGGAGUAUCUUUCAAUCACGAUAUCAUCCGGAGAUUCCAUGAGUCAGGUUAUUUGCGUUAUUUGUCGAAUACGGUUAACCGAAUUUCACCAGUUCCGGGUACGCUGUCAGGAAGUGCAAGAUGUCCUACAAUCACUGGAUCAGAAUGAUAAUUCCGAGGCUAACAGUGAACUGUUGACCAACAAAAUGCUACCAAGAUACGGAUGUACUCAUUGCGGGAAAAUGUUUGUACUACGCUAUCAUUUGGAUCAGCACGCGGUGACCCAUACGAAAGUGAUUCGUGAAAAUCAACUUAAAACCGUUAUAAGCGAAAAACAACAUGUAGGCUCGUCAGAAGAAACUCGAGAACGUAAAACAGACACUGUAAAUCUGGCAAAAGAUAGAGUGAAUGGAACUUCGAAUCACGAGAAUCGUGAACCUCAAGAAAUUUCUGCGGCGUUGGUUUCUAAGAAACCAAAGAAAAACCAGGUACAAAAAGUUCGCGAAAAAAGAAGUCCUAAGAAAGUUCAUCCUAAAGAACCAACAACUGUGCGAACGACUGUUCUCGAAGACAUGAUUGAUAUCGAAGACAUAAAAAUUGAACCCCAUGGAGAUGAUGAUGAUGGAUGUUCAAACAUAUCGGUAGACCAGCCGUCUUCUCUACCGCUUGAUAUCGAUAACGACAAUAGCCAAGACAUGCAAGUGGCUCCCAUAGAUGUCAGCCAAAUUGUACUGGAAAAACCUGUACUAUAUCGAGACAAAACUGUUCCGUGCCCCCUGUGCCAUAAGAAAUUUAGAACCAAGCUUCUUCUUUGGAAUCACAACCGAACAACCCAUGGGCCAAAAGUACACAAAUGCAAAGUUUGCAAAGCUCGUUUUGCCAUGCCAAAUGAAUUGGAGAAACACAAUACUACUAGCAAACAUAAAACCAAUUUGCAAAAAUUUCUUGAUAAACAACAAUCAAUUAAACGAAGGCAAAGGCAAAGAGAUGAGACUGAGAUUCUGACGAAACAAAUCAUUGUGAACAAUGAAGAGGAAUACUCAUGUCCGACAUGUAAUCAAGUAUUCAAACGACAAUGUCAGUUCAAAGCUCACAUGCUGGAACACACAUCGAAAGUUGAACACGUGCAGCUGAGUGAUUUGGAUGAUUCAGAACCUGAAGUAGUUGUUUCGGAACAAAGCGCAAAAACAGCUAGCGUUGAACAGCCACCCGAAACACAAGAAACUGUCGUUGAUUUGCCUUGGAAGUGUAGCCAUUGUCAUAGAGCGUACACUGAUGAGGCGAAGUUGAAAAAUCACCAGAGAUUUCACAAACCGAAGAACUUCAAGUGUCCUAUAUGUGAAAGACCCUUCCUCAGACAGGGUUUAGUAGACAAGCAUAUUCCAGUUCAUAACGAAGUUCGUACCUGGCCAAUUACACCAUCCAAAGAAAAGAGCCAGGAAAGACCAUACAAAUGUGAUAUAUGUCAAAAAACGUACAUGUCGCAAACGGCUUUAUGCGGCCACAAAAAGCAAGUACAUGGGCCAAAAAUUCAUGAAUGCCACAUAUGUAAAUUUUCAUUUUCACUGCGAAAAGACCUGGCGCGACAUGUCGCAACGCAUUACCGCUCAAAUGGGGGUUUUUACUAAACCAUUACAAAUUAAAUGGGAGAAUGAAAUACUUCUUUUGUAUCACAUCUAUGAAACAGCACCACGGAUUCCACACCCGCAACGC